Cavia porcellus (domestic guinea pig) is the source of this 2674-nucleotide messenger RNA. It is a transcript of the gene Taf8, whose product is annotated as TATA-box binding protein associated factor 8. Lineage: Eukaryota; Metazoa; Chordata; Mammalia; Rodentia; Caviidae. Bases 145 to 1077 code for a protein of 310 amino acids. Gene Ontology annotation, biological process: transcription initiation at RNA polymerase II promoter. The transcript is spliced from 9 exons. The record is from RefSeq and is a predicted model, not a curated record. Gene Ontology annotation, cellular component: transcription factor TFIID complex. Gene Ontology annotation, molecular function: protein heterodimerization activity.
GGCGUGGCUAGCACUCACCUGGGACGCGCCUCGCCUCCAGCGACGUCACGGGCCCAAAGCAGCCCCGCCCCUCGCCUCCGCCACAUCGAUCGCGACUACAAGUCCCAUCCCGCCCCGCGCUGACGCUCACGACGCCACAGCAAGAUGGCCGACACUGCGUCCACAACCGGGGCUGGCGGCUCUGGAACGAGAUCAGGAAGUAAACAGUCCACUAACCCUGCUGAUAACUACUAUCUGGCCCGGAGGAGAACCUUGCAAGUGGUGGUGAGCUCCUUGCUGACCGAGGCAGGAUUUGAGAGUGCUGAGAAAGCUUCUGUGGAAACGCUGACUGAAAUGCUGCAGAGCUACAUUUCCGAAAUUGGAAGGAGCGCCAAGUCGUACUGCGAGCACACAGCCAGGACCCAGCCCACGCUGUCGGAUAUCGUGGUCACACUGGUUGAGAUGGGUUUCAACGUGGACACUCUGCCUGCAUAUGCAAAGCGGUCUCAGAGGAUGGUCAUCACUGCUCCUCCGGUGACCAAUCAGCCAGUGACCCCCAAGGCCCUCACAGCGGGGCAGAACCGACCCCACCCGCCGCACAUCCCCAGCCACUUCCCAGAGUUCCCGGACCCCCACACCUACAUCAAAACCCCGACAUACCGGGAGCCCGUGUCCGACUACCAGGUCCUGCGGGAGAAGGCUGCGUCCCAAAGGCGUGACGUGGAGCGGGCGCUCACCCGCUUCAUGGCCAAGACAGGCGAGACCCAGAGCCUUUUCAAAGACGAUGUCAGCACCUUCCCAUUGAUCGCCGCCCGGCCCUUCACCAUCCCCUACCUGACUGCCCUUCUGCCCUCGGAGCUGGAGAUGCAGCAGAUGGAGGAGACAGACUCCUCGGAGCAGGAAGAGCAGCCGGACGCGGAGAACCUGGCCCUGCACAUCAGCACGGACGAGUCUGGGGCAGAGAAGGAGAACACAUCCGUCCUGCAGCAGAACCCUUCCCUGACAGGCAGCCGAAACGGGGAGGAGACCGUCAUCGACAACCCCUACCUGCGCCCCGUGAAGAAACCCAAGAUCCGCAGGAAGAAGUCUCUGUCCUGAGCUGACAAGAAAGCCUGGCUCACAGAGGGACACAGAUGCAACCUUCCCAGGAGAGUUGAAGCCACUCGGGGAAGAAGCGGGUGACCUGGUGACUGAGCAGAGGCAGGGUGUGAUUGCGCAAGAUUUUAAUAGCAAACCACAUCAGGAUCACUGGUUUGCAAGCGCAAGGUCCUGAGUUCAAUUCCCAGUACCAAAAAAAAAAAAAAAAACCAAGCUGGGCGUGGUGGCUCAUGCCUAUAAUCUCAGCGCUCGGGAGGCUGAGGUGGGAGGAUUGUUUCGAGUUUGAGACCAGCCUGGGCUACAAAGUGAACUCAAGGCCAGCCUGAACUGCAUAGUGAGACCCCAUCUCAAAAAAGACAAAAAAAAACCACAAAAAACACUGGCUUUCACCACCGGUCUGAAUGGAGGAGGAAGUGAUGGGAAUGACGAGACUUCCCACAUCAGCUGGCCUCGGAGCUGUGUGCUGGGCCCAGGGAUAGCUGGGACUUCGUUUAGCAUCACAGGCCUGGAUUCCGUGGAAAGCCCAGGAGGACUGUGCUGGGGCUGUGCUUUCCUCCAGCAAGUCUGUGCCCGGUGUGGGUUCCGGGCUCAGGGACCCCCUCUCACUGACUCACAAACAGUUGUGGCACCAGUGUGACCACCAGAACCUCAUGCUUGUUUUCCUCCCUGCUCUGAGCUGCAAGAGCCCUGUGAAGCUGCUGGAAAAGUCCCUUGUCCCUUGUCAUGUUGGGCGCAGGAAAUCCUAUGUCAUAGCUUUGGCCUGGCACUGGCUGGCAUCCGGCCCCACGGGCAGAAGUGUUAAGGUGGGGGACAGAGAUGGCAGGGCAGCGCUCUUCCAGGUAGGGGCAGCCUGAGAAAGUGUCAUUUGCUGUCCUACCAUGGAAUGUGUACUUGGGAACCACCGGGACCUCCCCCUCCAGAGAUUUCCCCAGCCUGGCACAGUGGACAUGUGGUGCUGUGACUCUCUCAGAAGGGAGCAGCUGAAGGUUUUAAAGAAGACACAAAGUAGUCAGAGGUCAGGCUGGCGUUCUGCAGACUGGGCCUGACUUUGUGUUCGGAAGCCCAGAAGCCUGGCUGCUCUGCGCAGGGCUGGAGUGGGCAGGAGCUGCGGGGCAGGGGAUGACCAGAGCCCUGGGCCGAGCCAGGGUUUCUCCACAAAGCAGGUCCCUCUUGGGUGAGGGUACAUUCAUCCCUGAUGUACCCUGCACACCGGAAACCAAGGGUUUAAGGGCGCUGUCAGGCUCGCUGAUGUCCCUUGACUGGGAUGGGAAGAAGAGAUUUUAAAAUGGGGUCCAUGCAGAAAGAGUGCCGUGGUGACCAGAAGUGAGCGUGGUUAGACGGCUUUGCUCCUGGGUUGGGCUCCUGCCGGUCUUGUUAUCAGAGCUGCCCCCCGCUGUCAUUUCCCUGUGUGGACACUUGCCAACAUCUGCCCAGUGACCGUCGUGAAGGAACUGCAUAGUUCUCCAUGUGUAUUUAUAACUUUUUUUUGGUACCGGGGAUCAAACUCAUGACCUCGCGCUUGCCAGAGGCAGGCACUUGUGCCACUGAGCUACAUCCCCAGCCCUCCAUGUGUAUUUAUAAAUUUCUAUUUUUGUAA